UAGACUAUUAAAAAAAAAAGAAAUAGAAACCUUGACAAAGAGAAAAGAAAAAAAAAACUAUCUCCUUGAUUAAUUUUCGUUGGUACAUUUUGAAAGAGUGAAAAAGGCAUUUAUCUUAGGAUGAAGUGUCUAAGUACCUCUAGAGUACAAAGAAUUUACCUUUAGCUUGUUCUGGCUAGCCUCAAACUCUAUAUUUUACUUCCACAGCCAUCUUCUUUUAUUGAAAACAUGUUGAAGUAGUUUCUUUUUCCUUUAGUCACCGGAAACGAGUAAGUUCUUUAGUAAGACAUCCCCAGAAUGCAUGUAAUGAAAAAUGUCUAAAUGUUUCAACAAACUUCCUUGAUAACAUGCUUUUGCGAAGUUCAGGAAAAUUAAAUGUGGGCACCAAGAAAGAGGAUGGUGAGAGUACAGCCCCCACCCCUCGUCCAAAGAUCUUGCGUUGUAAAUGCCACCACCAUUGUCCAGAAGACUCCGUCAACAAUAUUUGCAGCACAGAUGGAUAUUGUUUCACGAUGAUAGAGGAAGAUGAUUCUGGGAUGCCUGUGGUCACUUCUGGAUGUCUAGGACUAGAAGGCUCAGAUUUUCAAUGUCGGGACACUCCCAUUCCUCAUCAAAGAAGAUCAAUUGAAUGCUGCACAGAACGGAAUGAAUGUAAUAAAGAUCUGCAUCCCACGCUGCCACCACUGAAAAACAGAGAUUUUGUUGAUGGACCUAUACACCACAAGGCCUUACUUAUAUCCGUGACUGUCUGUAGUUUGCUCUUGGUCCUUAUAAUUUUAUUCUGUUACUUCAGGUAUAAAAGACAAGAAACGAGACCUCGGUACAGCAUUGGGUUAGAACAGGACGAAACUUACAUUCCUCCUGGAGAGUCCCUGAGAGACUUAAUUGAGCAGUCUCAGAGCUCAGGAAGUGGAUCAGGCCUCCCUCUGCUGGUCCAAAGGACUAUAGCUAAGCAGAUUCAGAUGGUGAAACAGAUUGGAAAAGGCCGCUAUGGGGAAGUUUGGAUGGGGAAGUGGCGUGGUGAAAAGGUAGCUGUGAAAGUAUUCUUCACCACCGAGGAAGCCAGCUGGUUCCGAGAGACAGAAAUAUAUCAGACAGUGUUGAUGAGGCAUGAAAACAUUUUGGGGUUCAUUGCUGCAGAUAUCAAAGGGACAGGGUCCUGGACCCAGCUGUACCUGAUCACAGACUAUCACGAAAAUGGUUCCCUCUAUGAUUAUCUGAAGUCCACUACGCUGGACACUAAGUCCAUGCUGAAGUUAGCCUAUUCUUCUGUCAGUGGCUUAUGUCAUUUGCACACCGAAAUCUUUAGUACUCAAGGCAAACCAGCAAUUGCCCAUCGAGAUCUGAAAAGUAAGAACAUCCUGGUGAAGAAAAAUGGAACUUGCUGUAUAGCUGACCUGGGUCUGGCUGUUAAAUUUAUUAGUGAUACAAAUGAAGUUGACAUCCCGCCCAACACUCGUGUUGGCACCAAACGCUACAUGCCUCCAGAAGUAUUGGAUGAGAGCUUGAAUAGGAAUCACUUUCAGUCUUACAUCAUGGCUGACAUGUACAGUUUUGGACUCAUCCUUUGGGAGGUUGCUAGGAGAUGUGUUUCAGGAGGUAUAGUGGAGGAAUACCAGCUUCCCUAUCAUGACCUCGUGCCCAGUGAUCCCUCCUAUGAGGACAUGAGAGAGGUUGUGUGCAUCAAGAAGCUCCGGCCCUCCUUCCCCAACCGGUGGACCAGUGAUGAGUGUCUAAGGCAGAUGGGGAAACUCAUGACGGAAUGCUGGGCUCACAACCCUGCCUCAAGACUGACGGCCCUGCGUGUUAAGAAAACACUUGCCAAGAUGUCAGAGUCCCAGGACAUUAAACUCUGAUUUGAGGGGAAAAAUAAGCAUCUCUGGAGAAAGCCAGUCGAUAUCCUUCUGUUUGUGGGCAGAGCAAAAAAUAUUCCAGAAGCAUCCACAGUACAAGCCUUGAACAUGGUCCUGCUUCCCAGUGGGUUCAGCCUCACCUCUCAGGGCACAGCCCGGACAAAGAGAAGCUCCCGGAAACACGGAGUCACCGUGUCUGUCUGUAGGAGGGGGAAGCCGCUUGGGUAACCUGUUCAAGAUAUGAUGCAUGUUGCUUUCUAAGAAAGCCCUGUAUUUUGGGAUUGCCUUUUUUUCCCCCAAAAAGAUGCUUUAAUUUUGCCAAAACAAAACAAAUAACAUAGAUGUUUUAAGGUUUAUAGUUUAAAUAGUAGCAACAAAAAUUCUUCCCAGAAACUCUGCUGGAAGGUAAAUUAAAAUAUGUGUUUUUCCAUUGGUAAAAUUUGUUGCACUCUACAAACCAAAAGCCAGUCUAUGAAAUUGGAGAACAUAGAAUGGAACUCAUCCUAAAAGCCCCCCACCCUUGCUGCCUCAGACCACUUGGCCAGCCCUGCCUUGGAGGCUCACACAAUGUGAAUGCACCUGAGUACAGAUGCCACCUGUCUGUGCCCACAUUUUGGGAUUCCUGCAGGUGACCCUUUGCAGCUUUAGAAGAUAUGGAACAAAUGAAGAUUUUAUGUGACUGCAUUGGAAGUAAGUGUUGAAGCUAUUCUUCAAAACCACUUUGUGUUUCUGAUUCUGUUAGGCAUUUCUUUCAUGGUAAAAUCCCUUCCUUUUCAUUAAGCACAAACAAAGCUUUUUUAUGUGCAGAGAAUUGACCCAUGCAUGUUUUUGAUUUCUCAAAUGAAAGGAUCAAUAUUAAAUAAAAUUUCCAUCAGUUGUGUUGAAGACAAGGCGCUUUAAAAUAGAGAUAAUUUGCUCUUGUGUUGUAAGAAGAUCGUGUCAACAAGGUAGGGGAUGAGGGUGGGUGCACAUGGCCUGUUUCUUAUGUAUGCAGAAGAGCCCAUCUCAGAAGCACAGGGAAAAAGGAUGCACACUUUAUCUUAUACAGAUAAAGACGGUUUCUUUUUGUUAUUGUCUGUCUUUUUGUGUGUCAGAGUUAAGGGAAGGAGAAGAAGGAUAUGUCAGGUUAAUUUAACUAAAUUUUAAUUUAAAAAUAGAUAAAUAUAACCUCCAAAUGGGACAGCAGAGGCGAGCUAGUGGAGGCCACAAAAUAUUAUGGCUGCUGUGAUUUAUUAUUCUAUGAUAGAUGUGGAUCAAAUAUGUACAUCUUAAGUGAUAAGUUCACAUCCUAGGAAUGCUGACUCAGUUUAUUUUAUUUUCAUGGUGUUCAAUUCACUUUUUAAUUUAUUAUUUUUUCUUCUCUGUGGCACUUAUGCAAAACAUCUCUUCACUCAGUUCUAUGGGGUUUUAACUUUUGAGCAACAUGAGUCAAAUCAUUGACAGGGCCAAUAUUACUUAGCAACAGGAACAUAAAGUUUAAAAUUGUACACAUCCCUCUCAACUUUAUUCAUUUCCAUUUUGUUGCUGUGGUUUUCUUUUGCUUCUUAAAAAUUCUGUAGAAUUGGGAAGUAGUUCUCCUUGGCCUUUUUAAAAAAGACGUUCCUUCCAGAAUACUCCAGGGGGCAGUGUUUUAUAACACAUUUUCACCACUUGGUGACAGAGAUGGAGGGUUUUUGAACAUUUGACAGCUGCAUGAAAAACGAGAGGAUAUUUUUCUCACGUCUGAAGUAGGCUUGCAGCUGGUGGCUUGUGUGUCCAGAGACCAUCCCAGAGCAGAGAGCAGUUGUGAGCUGUGCCCACAGUUUGGGAGAAUCAUGAGGCGAAACACUGUUCUAUACUCAGCAUUCACUUCUCAGCGUUUCAUAGCCACAUUUUGUUUGUAACAAAGAAAGAAGAUUUUCUUAAUCGUUGAAUAU
Molecule: messenger RNA, 3769 nt
Organism: Ceratotherium simum simum (southern white rhinoceros)
Lineage: Eukaryota; Metazoa; Chordata; Mammalia; Perissodactyla; Rhinocerotidae
Source: RefSeq, a predicted model, not a curated record